AGCGCAAACUGCAGUCUCACUCACUCUGUCUCUCCUUCUAUCUCCCGUCCUCUAGCUCUGCAUCUUUUCCAUCCCUCCCACUCUCAUAAAAAAUAUUCACCCUUUCUGUCACUAUCUCCUUUCCCUCUUGCUGGUCUAGCUGGUGCAGUUAGUCUCUCUAACUCCCCAUUACACUCUUGCGCUCACUCUCUCUCUCGCUCUCUCUCUUUCUCUGUCUCUGUCUCUCUCUCUCUUGCUCUCUCUCUCUUGCUCUCUCACUCUCCCUCCUGCGCUGCCUCCCUCCCUCUCUCCCGCCCUCAUUGUGGAGAUCUUUAAAGCUCCCAGCAGCACACAGUCCUCUCCUGCCUGGGAAACAUGUCAGCCAUUCUGGACCUGGACCAGAUCGCAUGCUCUGGGAAUGCAGUGGAGCAUGAUAUCGAGACUACCCAUGGCGUGCUCCAUGUGACCAUGAGGGGCGUUCCCAAGGGCAACCGGCCAGUCAUCCUCACCUACCAUGACAUCGGCCUCAACCAUAAGUCAUGCUUCAACACGCUGUUUAACUUUGAGGACAUGCUGGAGAUCACGCAGCACUUUGCUGUGGUCCACGUGGACGCCCCCGGACAGCAGGAGGCGGCACCACCCUUCCCCACAGGGUACCAAUACCCUACUAUGGACGAACUGUCUGAGAUGCUGCCCUCGGUUAUGACUCAGCUCAAGGUGAACAGUGUGAUUGGGAUUGGCGUGGGAGCAGGAGCCUACAUCCUAUCCCGGUUUGCACUGAACAACCCUACUCUGGUAGAGGGCCUGGUUCUGAUCAACGUGGAUCCGUGUGCCGAGGGAUGGAUUGACUGGGCUGCCUCCAAGCUCUCUGGGUGGACCAGUAACAUUGUGGACACUGUGAUGGCUCAUCACUUCAGCACUGAUGAGCUGACAGACAACCAGGAGCUGGUCCAGACCUACCGCCUUCACAUCGCCCAGGACAUCAACCAGGACAACCUGGCCCUCUUCUGUGCCUCCUACAACGGUCGUCGGGAUCUGGAAAUCGAGAGGCCAGUCUUUGGUCUUAAUGAGGACACAGUGAACACACUGACGUGCCCUUCUCUGUUGGUGGUUGGAGACACAUCUCCUGCAGUGGAGGCAGUGGUGGAGUGCAAUUCCAGGUUAAAUCCAAUCAAGACUACACUGUUUAAGAUGGCUGAUUGUGGAGGCUUACCUCAGGUUGUGCAGCCAGGGAAACUGGCAGAGGCCUUCAAGUACUUUGUUCAGGGUAUGGGUUAUAUUCCCUACGUUCUUCUCAGUCACCUGAGCAACGAAUCAGUGCCCACGGCUGGAAUGACUCGUCUGGCCCGAUCCCGCACCACCUCCUCUACCAGCAUCACCUCCAUGGACAGCAGCCGCAGCCGCAACCUCAACAACCUGCUGGAGGGAGCCAACACCACCGGGGGCCUGGACAACCAGCCUGGGCCCCAGACCAUGGAGGUCUCCUGCUAAACUUCCCUAUCUCUUCCUCACUCCACACCGGGUAGCAGCCCUCAGUGGUGCCCCUAUCCUCCUCCAGUAACUUAUGUCUCCCUGUCUCUCUCUCCAACCCUGCUCCUAAGCUACUCAAUGCCAGGGGGUUCUGUGAUGAAUUGUGUGAUUAAUAUGAGAAUAUAUAUACAAAUGCAUAUUAAAUAUUAUACUGUAUACACGUCAAACUUCCAGUCACAAGCGGAGGGGACAAAAUAAGGAAUGAGUCAGAUAUACAUAUACUGUAUACUCAAAGGGUCUAGAGAUGGUACGAUCCCCCACCCAUCAUUUGAUAUGUGUGCAUGUCUCCUUGUGCAAAGUGAAUCUGGAGACUUACUCUUCCAGAUUCAAUUACUAUAUGUCCCUCCUCUUAUUUUGUUUUUCCCAUUAUUGCCUUUCACUUAUUUUAUUUAUUUGGUUCACCAUGUGUCUGUGUGUAGAGGAUUGGUUCCUGCAUCACAGGAGGGGUUGAAGAGUCCCAUCUCUCACAUCCACUGUAGCCCAAACACACACUCCCUCCUCAGUCCUUCUCUAUUCCUCUUAUCUAGAACAUAUUUAAACUAAAUACCUACAUUCAUUGCACAUUUUUAGACCACUUUUUUAAUUUAUAUUUUUUACGUUGUGAACUGUGAACACACGCCUCCUUUGAUUGUGUGGCAAAGUGUAGAUGUGUGAUAUACUGUACUGUACCUUGCUGCACUGCUCUGUUCUGCCAAGUCACUCCAUUCACACUGUAGAAUGAUCACUCAAGCUGGGUACAAAACAUAAUACUCAUGAUUUUCAAUACAUUUCUCUGCAUUGUGUUCUUUUCCCAGGUGUAUGUGACAAAAAAAACGCAUUAACAAAUAUAUAGUGGCCCAGAUGACAGAAUGAAUACACUGUUGGUUGGACUAGGACAUUAUACUUGCUUUUUAGGAGGAAUAUGGAAAAGCAUAAAGAAAGGCAAUAGGAAAGAACUGUGGGCCAAUGUGAUUGUGUAGAUUACAUUUUCCUUUCAUCUGUGUGUUUUAAAAAUGCUUUUUCUUUGUAAUUGAUGUCAUCUUUUUCCUUUUUCUGUUUUACACUUUUGUAGUUUUUUUAGUCUGUUGACUCAUCUCUUGAGUAGACAUAGACAAUGAAUAACAACUUCAGCCUGUUAUGAUGUGGAAAUGUGUUCAGUCUUCACUGAGGGUCAGUGGUGCUUCCCACUGUCUGCUGAUUCAACUCAUUUAUACUACUGUACUACUAAAUAAAGCUAGAAGAUGAAAAUA
Molecule: messenger RNA, 2738 nt
Organism: Salvelinus fontinalis (brook trout)
Lineage: Eukaryota; Metazoa; Chordata; Actinopteri; Salmoniformes; Salmonidae
Product: protein NDRG3-like
Exons: 14
Coding region: 355-1470 (371 amino acids)
Biological process (GO): signal transduction
Cellular component (GO): cytoplasm
Source: RefSeq, a predicted model, not a curated record